This is a messenger RNA of Drepanopeziza brunnea f. sp. 'multigermtubi' MB_m1, 603 nucleotides long. The record is from RefSeq and is a predicted model, not a curated record. NCBI's taxonomy places the organism in Eukaryota, Fungi, Ascomycota, Leotiomycetes, Helotiales, Drepanopezizaceae.
AUGCUUAAUGCCGAACUCGUUGAUAAAACCUUUGCGACCUUUUUAUUCUUAAGUGUUAAAGUUGAGAGGUUAAAGUUAAAUGUUAAAGUUAAGGUUAAGAAGUUAAGUGUUGAGGUUGAAGUUGAGAAGUUAAAUAGAAACUUAAUCGUAAUCGAAGCAUUGCUUCGAUUUAUUAAAAAUAUACGAGAAGGUGGGAUUGGAUUGAGAUUGAGAUUGAGACUGCGAUUGGGAUUGGGAUUGAGAUUGAGAUUGGAUUGCGAUUGGGAGUGGAUUAGGAUUCGGAUUGAAGAAGAAGAAGAAGAAGAAGAGACGAGAGAAGAGAAAAUGUUGCUUCUUGUUUUACCCCGAGGUAAUCACGAAGAUGUCGCUGGAAGGCAGUUGCAAUGCCGCAGCGUUGACGGCGUGAUCUGCAAUCCGCCGUCCGCGAGAAGUGGGGAGACUGGAUACUUUUUUCCUCGGCGGACUUCUGGUUCUCCUCCUCUCCCAGCCAGCCCACCCAGCACACUCAACGGGCCACGCCAGCGCCGACUCUACACGCAAUAUGCUCGAGGAAGAAGCUCCGCGAGAGGAUACGCACUCGGAGACUUAGCGCGGGGCUUCUGA